This is a messenger RNA of Drosophila willistoni, 1079 nucleotides long. Its product is annotated as UPF0193 protein EVG1 homolog. The record is from RefSeq and is a predicted model, not a curated record. Lineage: Eukaryota; Metazoa; Arthropoda; Insecta; Diptera; Drosophilidae. The transcript has 3 exons. Bases 246 to 1010 code for a protein of 254 amino acids.
UCAAAGUUUUCAUUGAAUUUACAUAACAACGCAGGUUGCCAUGCAUUGCCCCUCAAAGUUGUUUGGUGGCAUACAACAAAGUCGGGUCGAUCUCAUACAUACAAUAGAAUAAAGUGAACCCCUGGGGAUUGACCACUGAACACUGACACACACAAAAUUCUUUAAUAGAAUAAAAUAAUAAAUAAAAGUAUAUUAUUUCAAAGCAAAAUUGUGCAGAUAUUAUAAUAUUGAAAGUCGAGUAAAUAAUGCAUAGGCAUCGCUAUAACAAUGUCCAGGUGAAGAGUCUGUCGAAUGGCCUGAUGCAGGGGAUUGAGCAACAGCAGCAGCAGCAACCGGAGAAUGGCCAUAAUAAUGUGGAGCGUUUGCCCAUGUGGCCCAGUGAACGCAUUGCGCCUGGAGGAGCUGGUGCCUUUCAUAGCGCCAAAGUGGAGUACAGCAAGGAGACAGCUGAUUUAAUUCGAUUGCUUGUCAAGGAAUCCAAGAUGUCCAUGUUGAUGCGUAAGCAAAUUGAUGAGACUUUACGUAAAGGUGAACCACUGCCAUUGCCCAAGCCGCAACGUCCGAAUACCAAUAACGAUCCCGAUAGAGAGACAUUGGCCAUUUUGGAGCGAGCUCGGAAUGCCAAGCGUAAGAAUCUUCGCCAGAUUGUGGCCAGCGGUGCCUAUAACUCAAGCUAUUAUCGUCCGCCCACCGAUAAUCGUAUGGUUAAUGAGAAAUCCAAAGCGAAGCUACAAUUCACAAUGGCUGGCACACAUCUACCGGAUCCGGCCAUUAAACCCCAACGUCGCCCUCGUGAGGAACAGCAUGUGUCCGAGGAAGAUAUCAUCAAUGAAUUGCUUGAUCAGAUCAAUGAGCGUGCCGAGUGGCUGACCGAGAUGGAGGAACUUGGCCAGGGUAAGAAAUAUCGUCCUGAGAUUCGUGAUCAAAUUGCCGAACGUUUGCAUCGCAUACGGGCCUUGGAGUCCAAAUUGAAAAUGAAGUCGGAGGGCGGUUUUCGUUUUGUCGAUUAAUUGAUUGAACGCUUGUGUUAAUGUGUUAGCAUAUGUUAAACAAAAAAAAAGAUAAUAAUAUUAUUAAAU